UUCUUAGCUCCUCCUCCUCCAUACACCGCCACAUUUUCCCAAAACCGCCAUAUAUCAUUUCAAGUGUAUAUCUUGCCCCUUUUUCUAGGGUAUUUCAAAACCCUAACUUAUCCCACUCCGACCCAUUCGCCAAUCCGGUGUCUUCAUCUCCUUCGUCAAUCGCCAGGUUUUGGAUUCAUCAAAGGGACUUAUUUUGUCGUAGUGAGAAUUCAGGUUAUCGAGGCGUAAGAAAUAAUUAGGGAUUUUAGGUUUAGAUUGGAAAAAUGGCAUCUGUAGACCCAGAGAUAGCUAAGACUCAGGAGGAGAGGAAGAAGAUGGAGCAGGAGUUGGCCUCUCUUUCGUCUUUGACCUAUGAUACUGAUCUUUAUGGUAACAAUAGGAGGGAGGAUUAUGUUCAGUCGAUUCCAGUUGACGAUGAUGAAGAUAAUGCCGAUGCUAUGGAGAAUGAGGUGGCUCGAAAAAUGGCCUCAUACACGGCUCCUAAGAAUCUUUUGAAGGAAAUGCCGGGUAUUGGGGCUGAUGUUGAUGAUGGGUUGAGGAAGACACAGAGGAUUAUUGACCGUGAGGAUGAUUAUCGUAGAAGGAGGCUUGAUCGGGUCAUUUCUCCUAAUAGGAAUGAUGCCUUUGCUAUGGGAGAUAAGACCCCAGAUGUAGGUACGAGGAGUUAUGUGGAUAUAGUGAGGGAAGAGGCAUUGAAGAGAGAGAAAGAGGAGACUUUGCGGGCUAUUGCUAAGAAGAAGAAAGAGGAGGAGGAGCAGAAGAAGAGUAUGGAAGAGGAGAAAGGUGCUGGUGGUAGCAUUUCUGCUCAAGCUCAGGCUUCUCAGAAGAGGAGAAAUAGGUGGGAUCAGUCACAAGAUCAGCAAGUUGAUGAGAGCAUGGCAAAGAAGGCCAAGUCUUCUUCUGAUUGGGAUAUGCCUGAUUCUACCCCUGGGAUUGGUAGGUGGGAUGCCACUCCAACCCCAGGAAGACUUGGUGAUGCUACUCCUUCUGUCCGGAGGAAUAGGUGGGAUGAGACACCAACGCCUGGCCGUGUGAAUGAUUCUGAUGCUACACCAGCAGCUGGUGGGGCAACUCCUGGUGCCACUCCGGCAGGAAUGACAUGGGAUGCAACUCCAAAGAUCACAGGCAUGGCUACGCCGACCCCAAAACGACAGAGGUCACGGUGGGAUGAGACUCCAGCUACAAUGGGGAGUGCGACACCGAUGGCUGGGGCCACCCCUUCUGUGGCUAUGACCCCUGGCGUGACACCUGUUGGUGGGUCCGAUAUGGCUACACCAACUCCUGGGCAGAUUAAUCUGCGGGGCCCCCUUACUCCUGAACAAUAUAACUUGAUGAGGUGGGAGAAGGAUAUUGAGGAGAGAAACAGACCUUUGACUGAUGAAGAGCUUGAUUCCAUGUUCCCAUCUGAAGGUUACAGUAUUUUGGACCCUCCAGCUUCAUAUGUGCCAAUCAGGACCCCAGCAAGGAAGCUCCUCGCCACACCCACUCCAAUUGGAACUCCACUGUAUCAAAUACCAGUUGAAGACAGGAGUCAACAGUUUGAUGUUGGGAAGGAGCCUGCUAAUGGGUUGCCAUUUAUGAAACCAGAGGACUAUCAGUAUUUUGGAGUGUUAUUGAAUGAAGAAAAUGAAGAAGAACUGUCACCAGAGGAGCAGAAAAGAAAGAUAAUAGAGAUUAUACUUAUGAAGAAUGGUACCCCUCCACAGAGGAAGACUGCAUUAAGGCAACUAACUGACAAGGCAAGAGAAUUUGGUGCUGGUCCGUUGUUCAAUCAGAUUUUGCCUUUGCUUAUGCAGCCAACAUUGGAGGACCAAGAACGACAUCUUCUGGUGAAAGUUAUUGAUAGGGUGCUAUACAAGCUUGAUGAGUUGGUUCGACCUUUUGUGCACAAAAUUCUUGUGGUCAUUGAGCCACUUUUAAUUGAUGAAGACUACUAUGCCCGUGUUGAGGGGAGAGAGAUCAUUUCAAACUUGAGUAAGGCUGCUGGAUUGGCCACUAUGAUCGCUGUGAGACCAGAUAUUGACAAUAUUGACGAGUAUGUGGAAUACAACUGCAAGGGCUUUAGUGUUGUGGCUUCUGCUCUAGGUAUUCCUGCUUUGCUGCCAUUCUUAAAGGCUGUGUGUCAAAGUAAGACCUGGCAAGCUAGGCACGGUAUUAAGAUUGUUCAACAGAUAGCCAUUUUAAUUGGCUGUGCUGUACUGCCACACUUGAGAUCUUUGGUGGAGAUCAUUGAACGUCUCAAUGAUGAGAACCAGAAGGUCAGAACAAUUACAGCACUUUCUUUGGCAGCUCUUGCUGAGGCUUCAGCCCCAUAUGGUAUAGAGAGUUUUGACUCUGUAUUGAAACCUUUGUGGAAAGGUAUCAGAUCACACCGUGGAAAGGUCUUGGCUGCAUUCCUGAAGGCAAUUGGUUUUAUCAUUCCAUUGAUGGAUGCUCUUUAUGCUAGCUACUAUACAAAAGAAGUCAUGUUUAUUUUAAUUCGAGAGUUCCAGUCACCAGAUGAAGAAAUGAAGAAGAUUGUCCUAAAAGUGGUUAAACAGUGUGUUAGCACUGAGGGUGUUGAGGCUGAUUAUAUCAGAAGUGAUAUUCUUCCAGAGUUCUUUAGGAACUUCUGGGUCAGGAGAAUGGCACUGGAUAGGAGAAAUUACAAGCAGCUUGUAGAGACUACUGUAGAGAUAGCCAACAAAGUAAGCGUUGCUGAUAUAGUGGGGGAAGUGGAGGAUCUCAAAGAUGAGAGUGAACCCUAUAGGCGUAUGGUUAUGGAGACUAUAGAGAAAGUGGUGACCAACUUGGGGGCAGCCGAUAUUGAUGCUCGUUUGGAGGAACUUCUGAUUGAUGGAAUUCUUUAUGCUUUUCAAGAGCAGACUAGUGAUGAUGCCAAUGUCAUGCUUAAUGGUUUUGGCGCUGUGGUCAAUGCCCUUGGCCAAAGGGUCAAGCCUUACCUCCCUCAGAUAUGUGGUACAAUCAAGUGGCGUUUGAAUAACAAGAGUGCAAAAGUAAGACAGCAGGCUGCCGAUCUUAUCUCUCGAAUUGCAGUGGUUAUGAAACAGUGUGGAGAAGAGCAGCUUAUGGGUCACUUGGGUGUGGUUCUGUAUGAGUACCUCGGAGAGGAGUAUCCUGAAGUGCUGGGUUCAAUCUUGGGAGCACUUAAAGCAAUUGUUAAUGUCAUCGGUAUGACUAAGAUGACUCCCCCAAUUAAAGAUCUGCUCCCCAGGUUGACUCCUAUUCUAAAGAACAGGCAUGAGAAGGUCCAGGAGAACUGCAUUGAUCUUGUGGGGCGUAUUGCUGACCGUGGAGCAGAAUUCGUUCCUGCUAGAGAAUGGAUGAGGAUAUGCUUUGAGCUUCUGGAGAUGCUCAAGGCUCACAAGAAAGGCAUUCGAAGAGCCACUGUCAACACCUUUGGCUACAUUGCCAAAGCUAUUGGACCUCAGGAUGUUUUGGCUACUCUUCUGAACAAUCUUAAGGUUCAAGAGCGACAAAAUCGUGUUUGUACCACCGUGGCUAUUGCCAUCGUUGCUGAGACUUGCUCACCUUUCACCGUUUUGCCGGCACUCAUGAAUGAAUACCGUGUUCCAGAGCUGAACGUGCAGAACGGUGUUCUGAAAUCUUUGUCUUUCCUCUUUGAGUAUAUAGGUGAAAUGGGGAAGGAUUACAUCUAUGCUGUGACUCCUCUCCUCGAAGAUGCUCUUAUGGACAGGGACCUUGUUCACCGGCAGACUGCAGCUUCUGCUGUGAAACACAUGGCUCUGGGUGUUGCAGGUUUAGGUUGUGAAGACGCAUUGGUGCACCUUAUGAAUUAUGUCUGGCCCAAUAUCUUCGAGACUUCACCUCACGUGAUCAACGCUGUUACAGAAGCUAUUGAAGGGAUGCGAGUUGCAUUGGGUGCUGCUGCAGUACUGAACUAUUGUCUGCAGGGUUUGUUUCAUCCUGCAAGGAAAGUCAGGGAAGUCUACUGGAAGAUAUACAAUUCCCUUUAUAUCGGUGCACAGGAUGCUCUUGUAGCUGCUUACCCCACACUGGAGGAUGAAGGAGAGAACAUUUAUAGUAGACCUGAGUUGUUGAUGUUUGUGUAAAGGUCUGGAUCAGUGAUAGGGGAGUUGAAAUUAUGUGUGUGGUGAAAAAAUGUCAAAGAAUCAAGGAUAUAGACAAGUUGUGGUUCUUUAUGCUAACAUGACAUUACUUGAUUUCUCCCCCUCCGCAAAGAAUUACACACAUUAUUUGUGUUAUUAUUACUUGUUAAUCAGGAGUGGAAGAGUUAUUAGAGAAAGAAAAUGAAAAACGAGUUCGAUUGAUGCAUGAGUUGCAAUAGCAAGUAGCAACACUUAUUUUGUAAAUUUGUAAGAGGGUUUAUAUUCUAAUUCUAGGAAUAAAAGCUUUGGGUUUAAAAUCUCA
Beta vulgaris subsp. vulgaris (sugar beet) is the source of this 4392-nucleotide messenger RNA. RefSeq lists its product as uncharacterized. Gene Ontology annotation, molecular function: mRNA binding. NCBI's taxonomy places the organism in Eukaryota, Viridiplantae, Streptophyta, Magnoliopsida, Caryophyllales, Amaranthaceae. Gene Ontology annotation, biological process: spliceosomal complex assembly. The record is from RefSeq and is a predicted model, not a curated record. Gene Ontology annotation, cellular component: U2 snRNP; catalytic step 2 spliceosome; U2-type prespliceosome.